Triticum turgidum subsp. durum (durum wheat) is the source of this 1218-nucleotide messenger RNA. The record is from the annotation of a GenBank genome assembly. Lineage: Eukaryota; Viridiplantae; Streptophyta; Magnoliopsida; Poales; Poaceae.
AUGUCUAUUGGCAGCUGUGGAUCCUGUGGAUAUGCUCUAAAUCUUUCAUCUUCUAACAGAAGCACAUCUGACGUAGGAUCCUCGUACCAAAAAUCUCUGAAGAAGGGUCUGAUUUCAUUCACUUCUAUUGAUCUCAGCCGUUUUACUCAGGUUGACGAGAUAUCUUGUUUUCCUUUCCUUACCUGGCGUAGCUACCGGCCGAAAACUAAGCUUCUGUGCCGAAAAUGUGGAUCAUCUAUUGGCUAUGGAUACGCAUACAAGGAGCAUGCCCAGUGCCUUCCAAAGAUGUUGGCUCGUUCUCCAUAUCUUCAGUUGAUAUCCCUUGCGGGGCUUAAUGAGCUAUCUGAUUCAGCUCUGUACGAAGUGGGAGUUUCUGGAACAUCUUUGCAGUCCUUCUCAUUGUACUCCUGUUCUGGUAUAACAGAUGAUGGUCUAGCACAAGUGUCAAUCGGAUGUCCUAAUUUGGUUAUAGUGGAACUUUACCGCUGCUUAAAUAUCACAGAUCUUGGUUUGGAAAGUCUUUCCCAGGGCUGUCAUUCUUUGAAGAGUCUUAACCUUGGUUACUGCACAGCCAUUUCAGAUCGAGGGAUUAGUUCAAUCUUUAGGAAUUGCCGAAACAUUUGUGCACUCAUCAUAUCAUAUUGCAGAGGUGUAUCCGGUGUUGGAUUUAGAGGUUGCCCAAGUACACUUUCUUACCUAGAAGCCGAGUCCUGCAUGCUUUCUUCAGAGGGAAUGCUAGACAUAUCGAGUGGUGGUGGACUCCAGUACAUAAAUUUGUAUAAUCUAAGGAGUUCAGCUGGGCUGGAUUGCCUAGGUGGAGUUGGCAGUAUGAAGAAACUCCGAGUUCUGAAUCUGAGGAUGUGCCGCUAUCUUACUGAUGAUUCUGUGGUGGCAAUAGCUAGUGGGUGUCCGUUGAUCGAGGAGUGGAGCCUUGCUGUCUGUCAUGGCGUCCGCUUACCUGGUUGGUCGGCGAUUGGAUUGAACUGCAACAAGCUAAGAAUUCUUCAUGUGAACCGUUGCCGAAACAUAUGUGACCAAGGAUUGCAUGCUCUCAAGGAUGGAUGUGUGCGCCUUGAGGUCCUGCAUAUACAUGGUUGUGGCAAGAUUACAAAUAAUGGCCUGGCACUAUUUAGCAUUGCUAGGCCCAGUGUGAAGCAAAUGGUGGACGAAGCCAUGUCCAUUGGCCCCUCAAUCGAGGAUUUAUUCCGGUUGCAGUGA